GACAUUUUUGCCCCACACGCGGCGAAGUGAACGCCCGAGGCUCCGACACCACUCUUCAUUUCGUGGACUCUCUCAAUCUCUCCGCCUGUAUGGCUCUAUAUGAAUUUUAUUUCGUUUUCCCUGAAAGAAAUAGACACGAAAACAGAAAGAGCUUAUAGCGCGAGAAGAUCAAGUGUUUGAUUGUUUAACAAGCGCAGAAAGGAAAGGAGGCCGUCAAGGCAUGUAUGCAACUACACCGUUCAAGAAUAACAUAUUUUGAGAGGAAAUAGUGAUUGUUUUGCGACUUGCGAGUGAAGUGAAUGAAUCUGCGAUUGAAGAAGAAGAAGGAAAAAUUGAAAAAAGAAAAGCAGAGAAUAGCGAUGUCGUCCCCUUCAACAAGGCUGCAGUCAAAUCUGGAACGCUUUCUUCAAUGUGUGACUCCAGUUGUUCCUUCCAGGUUCCUUCCUCAGAGCUGUAUCCAUGAUCUAACCAGCUCAUGGCAGCCACCUGGUAGUAAAGACAUGGUUGAAUAUUUCACUUUGGGAGAUCUGUGGGAUUGCUAUGAUGAAUGGAGUGCGUAUGGCUCUGGCACCCAAGUACUGUUGAAUAAAGGCGAGAGUGUUAUGCAAUAUUAUGUCCCUUAUCUGUCUGCCAUUCAGAUCUACAGUAAUAAGGCAGCUUUAGCUUUCAGGAAUUUGAAUCCAGGAGAACACAUUGAUGCAGUAGAAUUUGAAAGUGAUUCUUGGAGUGAUGACAGCACAAAUGAUAAACUGUCAAGAUCUCUAAGCAAUAACUCCAGCCAGACUUGGGAAACCAGUUCUGAGGAUUUAAGCGUUGACCAUGAGGGUUCUUUGCUAACAAUGGAAAGGUUUGGUUAUCUUUACCUACAAUACUUUGAAACGUCUUCUCCCUGCUGGAGGAUUCCACUCAUAGAAAAGAUAACUGAAUUAGCUAGAAAUCACCCGGGACUGAUGACACUAAAAAAUGUGGAUCUUUCUCCAGCAAGUUGGAUGGCUGUUGCUUGGUACCCUAUUUAUCAUAUUCCCACUAAAAGAAAUGAGAAGGAUUUAUCAACAAGUUUCCUCACAUACCAUACAUUGUCAUCAUCUUUCCAAGAUUGUGGGAAUGAGCAUGCUGACAUGCUAGAUUCUAUAGAAGCAACAAGAAUUAAACCCAAAGAUGACAGCAGUGGUGGAAUUUCGCUUCCUCCCUUUGGAAUGGCUAAUUACAAGUUGCAAGGUGAUCUUUGGGUGAAGCCUGAAACAUCUGACCUUGAAAGAAUAAUAUAUCUUCGUAGCGCUGCAGAUUCGUGGUUGAAGCAGCUCGAUGUGUACCACCAUGACUAUAACUUUUUUACCUCCCACUCUACCGUGUAAAAUGUUGUGUACUCAAACUUGUUCCUUAGAUUUUCUUCCAAAUGGUCUGAUAACUGCCAUUAACCCAGUUCCCUCUUUGUAGCAGUUCUGAGCACAUUUAGAAUCUGAGCGUGAUGUCAUGGAGUUGAUGUAAAUUAUGUAGCCAUGAAACUGAAGAGUGUGUAACCAUGUCAAUAGCAAUGGCUGGAUCCAAAACAGUGUCAGAGGGUUGUUUGUUUUCUUCUUCCCUUUUUUCUUGAGAAUAAAAGGAUGAUAGAGGAGUUGGGUGACGGAA
This is a messenger RNA of Manihot esculenta (cassava), 1629 nucleotides long. RefSeq lists its product as uncharacterized. NCBI's taxonomy places the organism in Eukaryota, Viridiplantae, Streptophyta, Magnoliopsida, Malpighiales, Euphorbiaceae. The coding region runs from base 300 to 1355 and encodes 351 amino acids. The transcript is spliced from 8 exons. The record is from RefSeq and is a predicted model, not a curated record.